GCGGGGUCCGGAUAUAGUGAACCAGGUAUAGUGAAUGCGGGGUCCGGGGAGACCCGAUAUAGUGAAUGCGGGGUUCGGGGAGACCAGAUAUAGUGAAUGCGGGGUUCGGGGAGACCAGAUAUAGUGAAUGCGGGGUCCGGGGAGACCGGGUAUAGUGAAUGCGGGGUCCGGGGAGACCGGGUAUAGUGAAUGCGGGGUCCGGGGAGACCGGGUAUAGUGAAUGCGGGGAGACCGGUAUAGUGAUGCAGGGUCCGGGGAGACCAGAUAUAGUGAAUGCAGGGUCCGGGGAGACCAGAUAUAGUGAAUGCGGGGUCCGGGGAGACCAGAUAUAGUGAAUGCAGGGUCCGGGGAGACCGGGUAUAGUGAAUGCAGGGUCCUGGG
Molecule: messenger RNA, 381 nt
Organism: Staurois parvus
Lineage: Eukaryota; Metazoa; Chordata; Amphibia; Anura; Ranidae
Source: the annotation of a GenBank genome assembly